AUGGGCUCGGUGUCCAACCAGCAGUUUGCAGGUGGUUGCGCCAAGGCAGCGGAGAAGGCGCCGGAGGAGGCGCCGGCUGACGCGGCUCGGGCGGCAGACGAGCCGCAGCUGCUGCACGGGGCCGGCAUCUGUAAGUGGUUCAACGUGCGCAUGGGGUUCGGCUUCCUGUCCAUGACCGCCCGCGCCGGGGUCGCGCUCGACCCCCCGGUGGACGUCUUUGUGCACCAGAGUAAGCUGCACAUGGAGGGUUUCCGAAGCCUCAAGGAGGGGGAGGCCGUAGAGUUCACCUUUAAGAAGUCUGCCAAGGGUCUGGAAUCCAUCCGUGUCACUGGCCCUGGUGGAGUGUUCUGUAUUGGGAGUGAGCGGCGGCCAAAGGGAAAGAACACACAGAAACGAAGAUCCAAAGGAGACAGGUGCUAUAACUGUGGUGGUCUGGACCAUCAUGCCAAGGAAUGCAAGCUGCCGCCCCAGCCCAAGAAGUGCCACUUCUGCCAAAGCAUCAACCAUAUGGUGGCCUCAUGUCCACUGAAGGCCCAGCAGGCCCCCACGUCUCAGGGAAAGCCUGCCUACUUCCGGGAGGAAGAGGAAGAGAUCCACAGCCCUGCCCUGCUCCCAGAAGCCCAGAAUUGAGGCACAGGAGCUGGGGGGCUAUUCUUUUGCUAUCGGGGAGUUUCAAGGAGGCAUCAAUCGGGCAGAGUGGAGAAAGUGGGGAUAGGGUGGGUUGCGGGUAGCUGGCACUGCCAUGUAUCUCAGGCCGGGGUUCCCAGUAUCACCCUGUCUUCCCUUGGUGGGGGGGAAGGGGGAGGCAAUGGAAACUCCAACCAUGCUUUAUCUAAAGGCAAGUGAAGGUUUUCGUGGGGAACCACCCUAGAACCUGCAUGCUUUUAGCUGAGGCUUUAACCCAAAACGACAUGCUUUUGAAAGUGGCUGGGAUAGGAAGGUUCUUCUGUAGAAGGCUGUGUGAUAUUUCCCUUGCCAGACAGGGUGUGAAGCAAGUGUAAUACCACAUUAAUGAACCUAACCCUCCAGCUACUACUACACUCUGUGGGAGGGACUCUCUCGGGAGCCAGGCAAGGUUUUUUUUCACAUCCUACUUACUCAACCCCUUCCUGGGGUGCGGUGCUGGGAAUGGGUAUCUAGCAGUGGGUUGUGAUGGCAGCAAAGAGGGUGUCUGGGGGUUAGGGAUAACCUGUUGUUCUACCUCACUCCCAGCUCUUUCACAGGCCAAUGUGAUUUUUAAUUUAUUUACUCCCUUGGGUAACUGCACCUUGGGUCCCACUUUCUCCAGGAUGCCAACUGCACUAUCUGUGUGCGAAUGACGUAUCUUGUGCGUUUUAAUUUUUUUUCUUAAUAUAAAUAAUCGGUUUGUAUUUUUGUAUAUUUUAAUCUAAGGCCCUCAUUCCUGCACUGUGUUCUCAGGUACACGAGCAAUCUCAGGGAUAAGUCCGCCGGCAGCUCCAGGUCUGCACAGCAGGAAUACUUUUUGUUUCGAUCACCAUGGAGACCAACCAUUUGGAAUGCACAGCCUAUUGAACUACCUCAUUUUUGCCAUUUACAGAUGGCUUUUCUGCCAUAUAGUCCUUAAAACCUCUGUCCAUCUUAAGAUGUUUUGCAGGAGGCUAGGUUUUAAUUAAGCUGCACAUGACUCGGUCUCAGAUUUUGGCAAAAGAUAGGAAAUUAGUCUAAACAGGAAAAGCUGGUACAGAGAUCUCAAAAGGCUGGGCCAGGUGAAAGGCACAAGAGUAAUUUCCAUCCAAAAUCCACCCUUCACCAGAUUAGUCUGCCCGGCCAUACACAGCAGGGUGCGAGUAUGUAUGUUUGAGUGUUGGUUUUUUUAUGCAAAUUUAUAAG
Molecule: messenger RNA, 1851 nt
Organism: Myodes glareolus (Bank vole)
Lineage: Eukaryota; Metazoa; Chordata; Mammalia; Rodentia; Cricetidae
Gene: Lin28a
Product: lin-28 RNA binding posttranscriptional regulator A
Biological process (GO): pre-miRNA processing
Cellular component (GO): cytoplasm; nucleus
Molecular function (GO): zinc ion binding; mRNA binding
Source: RefSeq, a predicted model, not a curated record